Messenger RNA from Ciona intestinalis (vase tunicate), 1076 nucleotides. Its product is annotated as retinitis pigmentosa 9 protein homolog. The record is from RefSeq and is a predicted model, not a curated record. NCBI's taxonomy places the organism in Eukaryota, Metazoa, Chordata, Ascidiacea, Phlebobranchia, Cionidae. Gene Ontology annotation, biological process: RNA splicing.
GUGUGUUUUAGUGUUACAUUAAUUUUUAAUUAAUGUUAGGUACAACAACAUAAGUAUCAUUGAUGGUUUUUAGUUAAUUGUUAGUGCUUGGCCAGUAAAUCCCUUUAAUUAUGGAUAAACCGGGAUCAAAAAUGGAUGAAGCAAUUAUAAAUAGAAUGAAACAUUUUGAGACGUUUUAUGAGCAAGCUCCUCCAGGAAUGGUGAAGGAGAGAGAAGAAGCUCCCGAAGAAUGUAUUCCUGACACAGAUGGUAAUCGUGAGGCGCGUGAGUUUUUAGCUAAUGCUCCGAAAAAGGGAUUAUGGAUGCCGCUGGGAAAAGAAGUAAAAGUAAUGCAGUGUUGGAGGUGCAAGAACUAUGGUCACAGGACUGGGGAUAGGGAGUGCCCAUUGUUUCAGUCUGGAAAUGCUGAAAUUGAAAAGUUUCGAGCCGCUCAUGAAGAUCCAAUGCAUGGGAUGUUGGAUAACAAAGCGAAGGCCGAGCAGGAAAACAAACUUCGCUUCUUGCAACAGAUGCUGGAAGGAUCAACCUCUGAUGAAGAUUCUUCUUCCAAAGAAGAAAGCCCUAAGAGGAAAAAGAAGAAGACGAAAAAGAAAAAAGAAAAAUGGGUUGAAAAAGAGACUUUAGACAAAUCAUCUUCGAGUAAAAAAAAGAAAAAAAAAGACAAAGAGAAAAUCUCGUCAAAUAAACAUAAGCGAAAUGCAGAUAAAAGUUCAUCGGAUGAUGAAUGUAGAAACAAAAAUCAUAAAUCUAAAAAACAUAAAAGUGAUAAAACACACAAGAAAAAGCACAAAGCAAAAUAAAAAUACUUUGCUGUAUUGUUACUGUUUGUACAGUGUAUGCAAUGAUAUUAUUAGAUAACGAAUUAUUUUAUUAUCAAUUUCUCGAUUUACCCAAACCAAAACAUAAAAAAAGUGAAUUGAUUUUUGUUUGGUUUUGAAGUGCUAUUAGGAUCUUGUACACGAAGCUGAUCUAUAUAUAGUAUUAAGUUACUAUCUACAAACCAGGUAUAAGAAUCAUUUCAAUGAACUGUUUUGCCUUUCUGUCAUUUUAAAUAUUUUUAUAUAUUUAUUGCAAAG